AUGCACGGACCGGUCCCGAAGUCUUUCCAUUUAGGGUUAGCUCAAUCACGGGAUCGAAGCACAAUCGCCAGAUCUUGGGCAAGUUUCGAGACGCUUAGCGACGACGACCCGACAACCAGCCCCUUCAACGGAAUUGCCAGUUCCAUAAUUCAAGAUGAGUACGUCCGAUGCCGAAACAUCGCACCGCGAACCUCCGCAACAUCGAAUGACUUGAAACUAACAACGACCACAGCUAAGGGUACCUCGAGCUUCGGAAAGCGCCACAACAAGACGCACACUCUCUGCCGUCGUUGUGGCAAGCGGUCUUUCCACAUCCAGAAGUCGACUUGUGCCAACUGUGGCUACCCUGCUGCCAAGACCCGCAAGUACAACUGGUCCGAGAAGGCUAAGCGCCGCAAGACCACCGGUUCCGGCCGCAUGCGCUCCCUGCGUGAUGUCCACCGCCGCUUCCUGAACGGCUUCCAGACCGGUACCCCCAAGGGUGCCCGCGGCCCCCAGACCAACUAG
Penicillium paradoxum is the source of this 507-nucleotide messenger RNA. Its product is annotated as 60S ribosomal eL37 domain-containing protein. Gene Ontology annotation, biological process: translation. Gene Ontology annotation, cellular component: cytosolic large ribosomal subunit; ribosome. The record is from RefSeq and is a predicted model, not a curated record. The coding region runs from base 1 to 507 and encodes 168 amino acids. Gene Ontology annotation, molecular function: structural constituent of ribosome; RNA binding. The transcript is spliced from 5 exons. Lineage: Eukaryota; Fungi; Ascomycota; Eurotiomycetes; Eurotiales; Aspergillaceae.